CUUCACGUGUAGCUGGCUUGUGUAAAUUCAUAAACGUUUUCUUAUUACGGUUGCAGUUGGUCUUUUUGAAAAAUGUCGGAAAGAAAAGUAUUGAACAAAUACUACCCUCCUGAUUUUGACCCGUCCAAAAUCCCUAAACUCAAAUUACCAAAAGAUCGCCAAUAUGUUGUCAGAUUGAUGGCUCCAUUUAACAUGAGGUGCAAAACGUGCGGAGAGUACAUAUAUAAGGGAAAGAAAUUCAAUGCACGUAAGGAAACGGUGCAGAAUGAGCACUACAUGGGGCUCCCCAUCUUCAGGUUCUAUAUUAAGUGCACACGUUGUCUUGCUGAAAUCACUUUCAAGACAGACCCAGAGAACACAGAUUACGCCAUGGAGCAUGGUGCAACUCGAAACUUCCAGGCAGAAAAGCUCAUUGAAGAAGAGGAGAAGAAAGUUCAAAGGGAACGAGAGGAGGAAGAACUUAAUAAUCCUAUGAAGGUCCUUGAGAAUCGCACAAAGGACUCUAAGAUGGAAAUGGAGGUCUUAGAGAACCUGCAGGAGCUAAAGGAGCUGAAUCAGAGACAGGCUCAGGUGGAUUUUGAGGCUAUGCUGGGCCAAUACAGAGAGCUGGAGCAGAAACAGAGGGAAAGAGAAAAAGAGGAGGAUGAGAGGGAGACAAAGGAGAUGCUGGAGAAGGCUUUGGUGAAGAGACUGAGGGACUCUGACUCAGACUCUGACCAGGAGAGAGAGAGUGGAGGAGUGGGAAUGAGUAAAAUGGCUGGAGAAAAACCCACUGAUAUCCUCACAACAGACGAGCAUCCAGAUACGCAGGGCACAUCAUCUGGUGGGGUUAAGCGGCCCAAGCCGGAGAGUUGGGAGAAGAGUGUGGGAGGACUGAAUAGUAAAGCUUUGGGAUCACUGGUGGUUAGGAAGAAAUGUACAACUACAGACCCCAAACCAGGACCAAGUGAACAACAGUCUGCUUCUGGCACACGAUCAGAUGGAGAAGCUCCCAAGCCUGUGUCCUCAUCAGCUGCAGCUAACGCAUCAACCAGCCAGUCCAUCACAUCUCAGAAUGGUUCCUCUCUCAGCCUCUUGGGGGCGUAUUCGGACAGUGAUGACAGUGACUGAGAGGAUAAUAUGGCAUCAUUGUUCACAGCCCAUUGAAAGUAAAGGCAGUCAGAAUUGGAAGCGCUGUCUUCUUAGGGCUCUGAAAGAGUCAUUUUUAGUCAGAUGUAAUUAAAUAAAAGCAUACAGUGUGACUUUGCUUUUAACCUAAAUGCUUUCUUGAGGUUCACCAUUUAUAUAAGUAAAAAUCUGUUCCAUCUCAGGGAUGUGUUGCAUGUUUAAUUUUACCUCAUAGCUCCCCCAUACAAAUUUGAGUUUGGAUGAUGUACAUAUAUGUGUAUUUUUUCCCUGUACCCCACAUAAUAUCCACAUGUCAGAUUGUUUUCUUGUCAGAGGCUGUGCACAACUUGAGUUUCUCUUCAUACCUUUUUUUUUGUUACUAAGUUCAUUGAUUCUUUGAAAAAAAUCUCAUGGCCAAUGUGAUGUUAAUGCAAUUUCCAACUGUGAAUCAAUCUGAAAACUGCUAUGAUCCGUAUUGAUCAGCUACAAUGUACAAUAUGACCUUCUAUCCAAACCAUCUGAUCCCUCCAUACUGACUGAGAGGGGAGGUGUUAUGGAGGGGCAAAGUGACAGAUGUGACGUCCUUUAAAUGAUAAUAUCGUGUCAUUUUAUUUCUUGAAUAACAUAUAGCCUGAUCUCUUUGCUAGUUUGAGAGAGUUGUAGCAAUUGUGGUUAAGAUCCCACAUGACUCGUCCCUUGACUCUGGUCCCUAUGUAGUGAACUCAUACGUUUUAAACUGUAACCUUUAAUAGUAAUAAAUUUGUUUCUGCUAGUAA
Molecule: messenger RNA, 1883 nt
Organism: Chanos chanos (milkfish)
Lineage: Eukaryota; Metazoa; Chordata; Actinopteri; Gonorynchiformes; Chanidae
Gene: yju2
Product: YJU2 splicing factor homolog
Exons: 8
Coding region: 73-1110 (345 amino acids)
Biological process (GO): mRNA splicing, via spliceosome
Cellular component (GO): U2-type catalytic step 1 spliceosome
Source: RefSeq, a predicted model, not a curated record